This is a messenger RNA of Dioscorea cayenensis subsp. rotundata (Guinea yam), 2009 nucleotides long. Its product is annotated as 70 kDa peptidyl-prolyl isomerase-like. The record is from RefSeq and is a predicted model, not a curated record. Gene Ontology annotation, molecular function: protein binding; peptidyl-prolyl cis-trans isomerase activity. Bases 26 to 1861 code for a protein of 611 amino acids. The transcript has 14 exons. Lineage: Eukaryota; Viridiplantae; Streptophyta; Magnoliopsida; Dioscoreales; Dioscoreaceae.
GAGAGAUCACACUGAAGGACCAGCAAUGGCGCACUCAUCGAGGGUCACCUUCUCGUCGGCGGCGGCGAGGGCGGCGGUGGUAGACGACGAUGACUUCGAUGAGGAACCCGGCGAGGUCAUCGAGUCGGCGCCACCCCUCCGCGUUGGUGAGGAGCGGGAGAUCCAUCCAUCUGGGCUCAAGAAGAAGCUCCUCCGCGCUGGCCGUGGUUGGGAAACCCCUGUCUUCGGGGAUGAAGUCACAGUUCAUUACGUUGGUAGAUUGAUGAAUGGAAGCAAGUUUGAUUCAAGUCGGGAUAGAGGAGACCCUCUCACUUUCAAACUCGGCAAUGGAGAGGUAGUCAGUGGGUUGGAUCAUGGGUUAGUGACAAUGAAGAAGGGUGAAUUGGCAUUGUUCACAGUGCCAUCUGAUUUGGGCUAUGGAAGUGUUGUUGGUAUUCAAGGUGUUCCUCCUGGUGCUGACCUCCAGUUUGAAGUAGAAUUGGUAUCAUGGCUCACUGUGGUGGAUAUCUGCAAGGAUGGUGGAAUUAUCAAGAAAAUCAUGUUCAGCGGGGAUGACGUUCAAGCUGGUGAUCUGGAUCAAGUUACAGUCAAAUACCAAGUGAGGUUAUCAGAUGGUAAACUUGUUGCAGAAAGUCCUGAAGGAGGAUCUGAGUUUUAUGUCAAUGAAGGGCAUCUAUGUGAAGCUUUUCCAAAGGUCCUAAAGACUAUGAGAAAAGGGGAAAAGGCUGUUGUAACUGUUCAACCACAAUAUGCUUUUGGAGAGCAUGGGAGAGAGGCUGAAAAUGGAUUCCAAGCCAUUCCGUCAAAUGCAGUUCUCACUAUUGAUGUUGAGUUGGUAUCUUUGAAGCCUGUUGUGGAUGUUAGUGGUGAUUUGAAGGUCUUGAAAAAGGUACUGAGAUCAGGAGAAGGUAUUCAUAGACCAAAGGAUGGAGAGGCUGUUCGAAUUAGGUACACAGCGAUGCUUGAAGAUGGCACCAUAUUUGAGAAAUUAGGCUUUGAUGGAGAGCUGUUUGAGUUUGUUAUAGAUGAAGAACAGGUAGUUGCUGGUUUAGAACAAGCAGUAGGAACAAUGCUGAAGGGUGAACUAUCUGAAGUCACAGUGAAACCAGAGUAUGGCUAUGGGAAUGAUGAGACUAAGCGAGAUCUUGCAAUACUUCCUCCAUGUUCAACCUUAAUAUAUCAAGUGGAGAUGGUGGACUUUACGAAGGAAAAAGAACCAUGGGAGAUGAGUGGUCCUGAAAAAAUUGAAGCUGCAGAGAAGACAAAAAAAGCAGGCAAUGAUCUUUAUAAAAUUGGGAAAUUUAAGCGAGCUUCAAAGAAGUAUGAAAAGGCUGUGAGCUAUAUUAAUGAAGAUGAACCUCUUGAGAGUGGUGAAGAAAAGCUUGUUAAAUCUCUUAGAAUCACCUGCUGGUUGAAUCACGCCGCUUGCUGUCUCAAAUUAAACAAUUUUCUUGAAGCCGUCAAUCUAUGCUCAAAGGUGCUAGAUGUUGAGUUUCACAAUGUGAAGGCAUUGUAUCGACGAGCGCAAGCUUAUAUAAAAACCGCCGAUCUUGAUUUAGCUAAACUCGAUAUUCAGAAAGCAUUAGAGGUUGAUCCACAGAACAGGGAGGUGAAAUCACUGCAAACAACACUGAAACAGCUCCAACUAGAGAACAACAAAAGAGAUGCAAAGCUCUAUGUGAACAUGUUUGCAUCGACGAGAAAAGACACGGACGUCGUAUUAAAGAGGCUGAAGGUCGAGAAGGCAAAUGCUGAUGAAGUGCAGGCAAUGGAAUAUGAACAUUCUGCGAGUACUGAGAUUGAGAAACCACAUGAAGAAGAAGCUGUGGGAGAUUCAGGAGUUCAAAUAAUGGAAUUAUAAAAAAAAUAAAAAGAAAAAGAAAGAAAAAGGAAAACAGAUACAUUAUAGUGAUCUCAAUAUUCAUGAUCUUAUGAGUGAUGCUGAAUUCUUCUUAAGUUGUAGUUUGUUUGUCAUCUAUGUUGUAUGGGUUUCACUUCUUUUCCCUUGA